GUGUGCGUGUGCGUGUGCGUGUGCGUGUGUGUGUAGGAACUGGUGUGCGUUUGUGCAGAGGCGUGUGGUUACCACGGCGGCGGUGUGUGGAUCAGAGAAGUACGUCAUGAAGUCUCAGAGUCCGUGUCCGAGCGGGGCGCCCGACUGCCAGCUGCCCAUGUACAAGCUGUCCUCGCGGCCGCUGUACCGACAGAAGCAGCAGAUCAUCAGCGCUCUGCUGUGGCGCUGCUGUCCCGGACACGGGGGACACAACUGUGAGGACACGGCCUCCGACACACAGCUCGCCUCUGACAGCUUGGAUCUGAUUGGAGGAUCUGGAUCGGUGGAAACAGAGCUCCCUGUUCCAAUGUGA
Molecule: messenger RNA, 352 nt
Organism: Etheostoma cragini (Arkansas darter)
Lineage: Eukaryota; Metazoa; Chordata; Actinopteri; Perciformes; Percidae
Product: multimerin-2-like
Exons: 4
Coding region: 107-352 (81 amino acids)
Molecular function (GO): protein binding
Source: RefSeq, a predicted model, not a curated record